Messenger RNA from Myotis brandtii (Brandt's bat), 993 nucleotides. It is a transcript of the gene ACBD6, whose product is annotated as acyl-CoA binding domain containing 6. The transcript has 8 exons. The record is from RefSeq and is a predicted model, not a curated record. The coding region runs from base 23 to 871 and encodes 282 amino acids. Lineage: Eukaryota; Metazoa; Chordata; Mammalia; Chiroptera; Vespertilionidae. Gene Ontology annotation, molecular function: protein binding; fatty-acyl-CoA binding.
CGAGAGAGGACCGAGCGGACACAUGGCCUCUCCAUUCCUGUCCGCGGGGACCACCACGGGCGACAGCGGCGGAGAGCUGAGCUCGGGGGACGACUCCGGUGACGUGGAGUCCGUCCCGAGCCCCGAGAGCGGGGCGUCGCGGAGCCUGGCCGAGCUGUUUGAGGAGGCGGCCGCGCACCUGCAGAGCGUGGUUCACGUGGCCAGCAGGGAGCAGCUCCUGUACCUGUACGCCAGGUACAAGCAGGUCAAAGUUGGAAAUUGCAAUACUCCGAAACCAGGCUUCUUUGAUUUUGAAGGAAAGCAAAAAUGGGAAGCAUGGAAAGCACUUGGUGAUUCCAGCCCGAGCCAAGCAAUGCAGGAGUAUAUUGCAGCAGUUAAAAAAUUAGAUCCAGGUUGGAAUACUCAGUCACCAGAGAAGAAAGGAAAAGAAGCAAAUACUGGUUUUGGCGGACCAGUUGUUAGUUCUCUGUAUCAUGAAGAAAUCAUCAGGGAAGAAGACAAAAACAUAUUUGAUUACUGCAGAGAAAACAACAUUGACCAUAUAUCCAAAGUCAUCAAAUCAAAAAAUGUGGAUGUGAAUAUGAAAGAUGAAGAGGGCAGAGCUCUACUCCAUUGGGCAUGUGAUCGAGGACAUAAGGAACUAGUCACAGUCUUGCUACAAUACAGAGCUGAUAUUAACUCUCAGGACAAUGAAGGUCAAACAGCUCUACAUUAUGCUGCUGCCUGUGAGUUUCUGGACAUCGUGGAGCUGCUGCUCCAGUCUGGCGCGGACCCCACUCUGCGAGACCAGGAUGGCUGCCUGCCGGAAGAGGUGACAGGUUGCAAAGCUGUGUCUCUGGUGUUGCAGCAGCACAUGGCUGGCAAGGCUUAAGCAGAGACUGGAAAGCUACAGUCUAACAGCAUAGGGCUUCAGUGAUGCAAGAAAACCAUACUUCUUUUACCACCCAUCUUUGGUGUACAUUGGCUAAUAAAAUCAGUUCUGAGGAACGGGGA